Messenger RNA from Fopius arisanus, 2605 nucleotides. Its product is annotated as glucose dehydrogenase [FAD, quinone]. Lineage: Eukaryota; Metazoa; Arthropoda; Insecta; Hymenoptera; Braconidae. The coding region runs from base 425 to 2383 and encodes 652 amino acids. Gene Ontology annotation, molecular function: flavin adenine dinucleotide binding; oxidoreductase activity, acting on CH-OH group of donors. The record is from RefSeq and is a predicted model, not a curated record. The transcript is spliced from 2 exons.
ACACAGAAAACGUGGGAAUAUAUGAAAAUUCAAUGUAUGUGAUUGUGGAGGAAUUACUUAGAUUUAUGGAAUAAUAGAUGAUGCGACCAAGUAGUGGGAUAGUUUAUUGUCGAGUGAGUAAUAGCUUCUGUGUGGAGGAUCGUACAAAUGAUAGCGCUUUGAAAUUUACAAUCUGCUAUUUUUCCGGGGAGGUGCAAUUGACGAGUUAUCCGUAUCAGUGAGCGCAUCUACUAUCCCAGAGCUAGUACUAAAUUUGUCCUCAAUUCAGUGACGCUGGAUGAAGUGAUUGAAAUAGUGCAUUAAAUAUUUUUCAUAAAUAGCAAAUAUCGAAUGUGAUCGAAUGUGUUCGUAGCAUCUGCAAUUUUUUUUCAAGGACGAUUUCUAUAGUUGAAUUCCCUCGGUUACAACUAAACGCCCAAUUAAAAUGCAGCUGUCAUUAAAUUUUUUCAAAUUGAGCCUUUCCCACGGACGGCUAAAGAUAGCUUGUUUGUUAAUAUUAUCAUGCCUUACCGCGAGCUGUUGCGCUGAAAAAAUAUAUAUUAAUUUAUACGGCGACGAGCCCUUUGGUGUUAUCGAGAAUGUGAUAAAAACAAUAAUAGGUACCAUUAAAUUUAUGUAUGAUGCGCUACGAUUUCUUUUUUGGGAAUCAUCGGAGAUCACUCCAGAAAGCGGUGCUGAAUUCGAUUUUGUUGUCGUGGGUGCAGGCACUGCUGGUGCUGCAAUUGCAGCACGACUAAGUGAAAUAUCGAAUUUUCGUGUACUCCUCAUUGAGGCGGGACCCAGUGAGACAAUUUUUAUGGAUAUACCUGUGCAUGUGAAUGAUCUCCAGUUCAGAGAUGACAUUAACUGGAAAUAUCAAGCGGAACCCUCUGAUAAUUACUGCCGAGGAAUGACGGAUAAACGAUGCAACUUGCCUCGAGGUAAAGUCAUGGGUGGUAGUAGCGUGUUGAAUUAUUUGAUAGCAACGAGAGGACAUCCAGAUGAUUACAAUCGAUGGGAGGAUCUUGGCAAUGAAGGCUGGUCUUGGAAAGAUGUUCUGCCGUAUUUCAAAAAACUCGAGACUAUGGAAAUUCCACCGCUGAAAAAUGAUAAAGAGCAUCACAAUGAUGAUGGCCCUGUUCAUAUUAAUUACGCACAUUUUCAGACACCACUCGCCGAAGCUUUUCUCCAGGCAGGAAAUGAGCUUGGCUAUAAAACUAUUGAUUAUAAUAAUCCAGAUGAGCCUGUUGGAUUUUCUUAUCUUCAAACAACCUCCAAAGAUGGUAUGAGAUGUAGUAGUAACCGAGCUUACAUACAUCCAGCCAAAUCCAGGGAAAAUUUACUAGUGACAAAGAAUACACUAGUUUCAAAAGUUCUAAUUGAUGACAACAAUCGAGCAAUCGGUGUAGAGUACAUCAAAGGUGGCAAGACUUAUCAGAUUUAUGCCAAUAAAGAAAUAAUUUUGAGUGCAGGUGCUGUUGGAAGUCCACAAAUUCUGAUGCUAUCAGGCAUUGGUCCUGGUGAUCAUCUCAAAGAGAUGGGGAUAAAUCCGAGAGUUGAUCUUCCAGUGGGAGAAAAUUUGAUGGAUCACAUUGCAUAUGGUGGACUCAUCUUUCAUAUUAAUCAACCGGUAGGACUGCACAUCUAUGACAUCGUCAAUCCCAUUAAUCCUUACUUGAGUGAAUAUUUCCUUUAUCGAACAGGGCCAUUGACAUUACCAGGUGGUUGUGAAGCUCUGGCUUUCCUCGAUGUGGAUGAUCCGAAUAAUCACACAGCUUAUCCAAACAUCGAAUUGUUAUUCGCAUCAUCUUCAUUCGUUACUGUCAGCACUGCCCGUCAUAAUUUGGGAGUUGCUGAUGAUGUUUGGCAAGAAACAUAUGCAGCUGAUGAAGAUAGUUACACCUGGAUGGUAUUUCCCAUGUUACUCAGGCCCAAGAGCCGAGGAAAAAUUCUUCUCCGCACUCCCGAUAUUGAGAGUAAACCGAUAAUCAUACCGGAUUAUAUGGCGGAUAAAGAGGACGUCAGGAUUCUCAUCGAAGGCAUCAAAGCCACGCUGAGGAUUAGUGAAACCAAGGCCAUGCGCAGAUUUGGCAGUCAACUAUUUAAAUCUAAAUUCAAAGCGUGUCAGGGUAUUGAGGAAUUCACUGAUCAAUACUGGGAAUGUGCCAUUCGAACUAUAACCAUGAAUAUUUAUCAUUAUUCGGGAACAUGUAAAAUGGGCCCUAAGGGUGAUCUCACUGCAGUUGUCGAUUCAAGGCUGAGGGUACACGGCAUUCAAGGCCUCAGAGUGGCUGAUGCAUCGAUAAUGCCUGAAAUUAUGUCGGGUCAUACGAAUAUCCCUACCUACAUGAUAGCUGAAAAAUUAUCAGACAUGGUGAAACAGGAUUGGGGAUAUCCAGUGUAACCUGAAAUAUCAAUGAUAUCCUCGUCCACAUGUACCCACGAUUACUUCUUGUGAAGCGCUGAAGAAAUCAUGUCUUCCGACGUUGUAUUAUCGAUGAAAUUUCCUACUCACAAUUUUUUUUUAAUAAUUUAUGUACUUCAAAGGGAUACUGUCGUUGUCCUUGAAUUAAAAAAAAAACAGGACACGCCGAAAAUGUAAAGAAAUAAAAUAUUUUACACUUUA